Molecule: messenger RNA, 1565 nt
Organism: Pseudoliparis swirei
Lineage: Eukaryota; Metazoa; Chordata; Actinopteri; Perciformes; Liparidae
Gene: ccdc25
Product: coiled-coil domain containing 25
Exons: 9
Coding region: 145-768 (207 amino acids)
Source: RefSeq, a predicted model, not a curated record
CCCAGGUCAACUCGUACACGAGAAAAGUGACAACAGGCGGAACGCGGCUCGUUAGAUUUAUUUGUUUUGAUCAUUAGCGGCAUUAGCUUUCAAACUGUAUUCAAUUCAUAUUCGUAUUUUAGUGGCGAGUUUGAUUCACGUAAAAUGGUGUUUUACUUCACAAGUGACGUGGUGAACCCUCACUACACGAUCUACAUGGGGAAAGACAAAUAUGAAAACGAGGAUCUAAUAAAGUACGGAUGGCCUGAAGACAUCUGGUUUCACGUGGACAAACUGUCUUCGGCUCACGUUUAUCUGAGACUGCCAAAGGGUCAGACCAUAGAGGAAAUCCCCCCCGAGGUGCUGAUAGACUGUGCACAGCUGGUGAAGAACAAUAGCAUCCAAGGCUGUAAGAUGAACAACAUCAAAGUGGUUUACACACCUUGGGCCAACCUGAAGAAAACCGGAGGCAUGGACGUCGGGCAGAUCGGCUUCUUUCGACAGAGAGAGGUGAAGAUUGUGGCCGUGGAGAAGAAGGUCAAUGAGAUCGUGAACCGCCUGGAGAAAACCAAAGUAGAGAGCCUCCCCGACCUGGCGGCAGAGAAGGAGGCGAGAGACCAGGAGGAGAGGAACGAGAAGAAAACACUGCUCCAAGACCAGAAGAAGGAGGAGAAGGAGGAGCAGAAGAGGAAAAAGGAGAUGGACGAACUCAAGUGCUACACCUCACUGAUGAAGAGUGAAAAUAUGACGACCAAUGAGGACGGUAACGACUCGGACGACUUCAUGUGAGAGGAGGAGCAGACGGAGCCGCCGUCGGGACGCUCCUCCUCCUCCUCCGUUGCUUUCGCGUGAUGUAACUGACACUGAAAGAAAACAGACGAAAUGGAUACCUUUUUUAUUUUAUUUUAUUUAAUCUUUCUUUUUGGACACUGAACCUGAGUCCAUGAGGGACGGCGCCGGAGAUUUAUUCCACAUGCUGAGCUGAAUGGCCUCUUCAUCAAGGGGGGGGGGGGGGGGUACUGUACUGUCGAAGAAACGCAGGACAACAGGAAUGCUGAGCAUCAUUUUAGGAGGAAGAAAACACUCAAACAGCAGAACUGUGUUUCGCUGCUGCUGGUUUCUGAUGAGACGUCGCGGCUCUGUGUUUUCACAACCCUGCAGACUCUUCUCGUCACUUUCUUUUAUGUGUUCAUUUCUCUGCACGUCUGAUUUCAUUCACAAUUCAAUGUAUUAAACUAACAGUCAUAGUUAUUUUUGACAUACUGUUCUGUUGAGCGGCACCAUCCGCCAGGCGUGGCCUCGAUCAUCCAACGGCAGAAUCGUGGCGUCUGGAGCCGCUUGACGUCGUGAAAGAUUACAACUUUUUCGGGCUGCAUCUUAAAUUAUUUUUAAACGUCGCUCGUCUCAAGUCUUCUUGCUCGUUCUGUCCGACUACCUGUUUGAACCCAAAUAAAUGACCAGUAAGUUUACAAUAAAACAGCAAAGAAAUUUCUCAAAUCAGAACAUCAUGUGUUUGGCAACAAAAUAAAUAAAUACAUUAUAGAUUAUGAAAAUGGUAAAAUAAUCUAUAAUGUUCCAGACUUCAA